Messenger RNA from Morone saxatilis (striped sea-bass), 2307 nucleotides. RefSeq names its product sex hormone-binding globulin (gene shbg). The transcript has 8 exons. The record is from RefSeq and is a predicted model, not a curated record. NCBI's taxonomy places the organism in Eukaryota, Metazoa, Chordata, Actinopteri, Moronidae. The coding region runs from base 577 to 1944 and encodes 455 amino acids. Gene Ontology annotation, molecular function: steroid binding.
GGCAACUUUGAUCUGAUUUACGUGAAAUUUUCAUGUUUUGGUCCGCAUGUGUAACGCCUGCACGUGACGCAGCUGCAGAACGCCCCGAGUUGCGUGGAGUGCGAGGGCCCGUUCAUCGCUGCUUGCAGCUUUAAUUUCUGUGUGUUUUCCCGGUAUUCCCAGUUACCAGCCUUGGUCUUGGAAGGGGGCUGUAUCACAGGAAGGCAGUGGGCAGAAAAAUUGUUUUGUGAAUUGAAAAACAGGCCCCCUCUCAUCUCUCCCCCCUUGACUUUACAACACACACUCAUAGUCAGUGGUGGUGAAUCAAGGUUCCUGUGUAAUGGGUAAACACACAGUGGUCAGGCUAAGGUCACUCACCCAGCCUGCAGUAUUGUCCACUCUUCAUGAAUCACCAUAAAGGCAGAAAAUCCACAGACUGAAGGGAAUGCACGCUUAAUUAAGAAUUAUACUUUGCUGAAUUUGGAAUUAUUAUCUUUCUUCUGCCUUUGACUCUCUUGUUUCUCUCCUCUAUCCUCUGUUUACCUGCUGCCCACUCAGUGUCUUUCGCCCACCUACAUUUUCACAAAGAUCCUGGGCAUGAAGCACUCCCUCCUGGGGAUCAAUAACCUGCACUCACUGACCACGGCAUAUUUGCCCUCUGGACCCCAGAACAAUGUGCCAGCACACACCACCGCUUCACAUUCUCAUACUUGUAGAGUCUCUCUGCUCCUCGUCCCACCACUGACACCUGAGGGUAGUGAACGCAACCAAAGGAUGGUCAUGGUUUGGAAAGUGAUGGCAGGUGGAUUGCUCCUCACUCUCAGCCUCACUCUGCUGGGGUGGGGAGCUGAGGGACAGCAGAACAGACGGGAAAAGAAAGAAGUAUCAGGCCGGACUAGCGUCUACCUCGGCCAGGAGAGAGACAUCUGGAGGCCACUGAUCCACACAACAGUGAACCUCAGUGAGAUCAGAAGCAUCAAGUCAUCCUUUCAGUUCCGGACGUUUGACCCAGAAGGUGCAAUUUUCUAUGGAGACACCAAAAACGGGGAGGACUGGUUUGUUUUGUCCCUGAAAGAUGGCAUCCCUCUGAUGCAGAUCAGCAAAGGGGACAUCCUCAUCAGUGUGGCAGGCGGCCCCAAACUCAACGACGGAAAAUGGCACACACUGGAGGUGAGCAACCAAGAUAAGUUUGUGGUUCUAGAUGUGGACGGCUCCAACGGGCUUGCGGUGGGCAUGCAGUCCAAACAGACAGAUGAGGUCCUUUCAGGCAAACUCCGACUGGCUGUUGGUGGGAUCCUGAUCAGCAAAGAAAAGAUGAUUGUUCAGUUCGAGCCGCAGAUGGACGGCUGUGUGCGCGAAGGCAACUGGCUAAACCUCAGCGUCCCCUGGCAGACAGAGGUGGAGGAGCUCUGGCCCUGCUGUGACAGAGUGAAACCUGGCAGCUACUUCCCUGGCACUGGAUUUGCCAUUUUCAACACCUCAGUUUUCCCCAUUGAGGCAGAUCAUGGGGUCAAGGUUGAAUUCCAGGGGGAUUUCAGUAAGAUGGAUGGGACCAUUUUGAGCAUCAGGGCUCCUGGGCAAGAACUGAUGUUCGAUUUAGUGGCCAGUAAUAACAGAGAGGAGGUCAGUCUCACUUUCGGUGAAGAAAAGAUCAGUAUGAAAUACACCGUCAAGAGACUGGUGAUAACAUUUCAGACAGAUUUACUGCAAGUGCUUCAAGAUGAAGAUGAAUCGAAGACCACAACGUUAUCUAUCAAUCCAGUGAGCCACCCUGGUUAUUUGACCACAUGGAGAGAGGGUCGUCUUGCCUUCGGAGGUCUCCUAGGUGAGGGUGAGGACAGCAUUGGCUCUGACUUCUUGACAGGCUGCCUGGAGAAGAUUCAGAUUCUAGGGAAGGAUCUGGACCUGGACUUAGGUGUCAAACACAUGUCAAUCUCCUCUCACAGCUGCCCUGUUGAAGCAUGAAAGUAUGCACAUACAAUACGUGGACCAGACGUUUGCAGUGCACACCUUUGGGUCUGAAUAAAAAGUAAAAUAUGUAAAGUUCAAAAUUGUCAAUGCUAGAGACACAUCUAUAGAGCAUAACAAUACCCUAACAUCCUUCUUAUGUGUCUUAUGGGUACUGAUAGUCAUUCUGUAGUUGAAUGUGUUAUUUGUACCAAUUAACCUCUAAAAUGUGGAGAAUUUGAAAUAAAAUAUGAGUAUGUUGUGCAAUAAAUAUCCCUCCCCUUAGCGCCAUUUGAACAGAUAAUGCUGAUUAAUCUGAGAAAUGUGAGUGGUGUUGUGACCUUGGUACGUGUAACAGUAUGUUUCUAAAUAAAAUAUGAU